This is a messenger RNA of Vitrella brassicaformis, 1332 nucleotides long. NCBI's taxonomy places the organism in Eukaryota, Vitrellaceae. The record is from the annotation of a GenBank genome assembly.
CGACGGAAGACAGGUUUUCCCGUGUUAGGCGCUGUGAGCAGCAGCAGCGGCAGCAUGCCCAUGGCGACUCUUGCCCUUGGUGUCCCCCACACGACGCGGACUGACAACAGCGUCACAUGCGAGUAUGCGCAGCAGGUGGCGUGUGACGCAUCCCUCCUCUGGGAGAAACUCGAGGAAAAGACUGAGGCGCCGGUAGGAGGCACAUCCAAUCCACCAAACACGACUUUCCCCGGGGCAUCUGUGCUCACUUUGAUCUGCACACAUGUGCGCUUGUCUGGUCGCAGGAGAAGACGUAAGCCAUGCCGACGAGCAAAUGAUGGACUCCCGCAUCCAUCCUUGCUCACCGGCGUGUCUUUUCUUUCCUCUCUUGUGUGUCGUACGUUAUUGGACAGGCUGCCGGUGAGUGACGUGCAGGUGCUGAGCAGGGAAGGCAACACGCUGGUGCGGAGCAUGCGGCUGGGCGGCGGACUGCCCAUCAAGGAAAAGAUCACCAUCGACGAACCCAACAAGAUCAUCACAUUCGGUACGCCCUCCACGCACCUAGACCCCCCCACACACACGAGGCAGCACAUGCACCCAUGUUUCCUCCAUCCGUGUGUGUUGCGAUUGCAGCCAUGGCUGAGGACUCCCCCGACAUCAAGGGCCAGGUGACCAACGCCAUGACGCCUGCUCCCAGCGGCAAGCCGACCGAGUGGAUACUGACAUACAAGCUCGAGUGGACGGCCAAGAGCGACGCCGGCAAGAAGCAGAUCGAGAACUACCAGCCCGAGUCGCUGCAGAUGGGCGUUGAGAAGAUGAAGGAGAUCUGCGAGAGCUGGCAGGCGCAGGCGAUGCAGGGAAUGGUCGGCUGAUGGAUCGAAACAUGGGCUUUUUGAUGGAUGGAUGGAUGGCGCGGGACGGCGCAGCCACCUGCGUGUGUUUUUGUCGCGUGCAUGCGUGAGUGUCUGUCUGUCUGCCUGUCUGUGACGUGACGGGUGCGGAGAUCAAAAGGAUGGUCGAGCACUCAGGUUUUGGAGAUGCCGUGUCGUGCUGCUGGCAUGUUUUGGUCUGGCUGAUUUUCUUUAUUCAUUGAUUCACUCUGUCUGUGACUGUGUCCACGUUUCUGAUGCCAUGGGGCGGGCAUGUUUCUAUGUUGUGUGUGGACUAUCUAUCGCUCCUGUGAGUCGGGUGCUAUUGUCUCUGAUGGACAGGAAGCUCUCAUCGGUUCAGGACGACUGACGAGGGCAUCCUGUCCAGCAUCGGCAUGAGCACCCAACACAGAGAAGAACUGUCGAGUUGUCUCGAAGCUUCCAUCGAGAACACCGAUCUUCAUUCAACAACACUCGUCUCGAC